AUGCGCGCCGUGGGCGCGGACUGGCCCGCAGAGCUGCUGCUGGCCCUCGGCUGGCUGCUCCUAGUGUGCCUGCAGGCGUCGCAGGCAGCGAAUGUCACCAGUGACCCAGGAAUCCGGCGUGGGUCCGAGAUCGAAAAUGAGGAGCGAGUGGACGAGGAGGCCGAGAAUGACAAUGAUGUGCCCGAGAAUGAGACUCGUCCGGCGCGCCGAGGAAGAGGGGCUUCACGUUCUGCAUUGUGGGCUUCUGAGGAUUCAUGUGUCCUCUGCAAUUUUAGAUUUCAGAACAAAACAGUAGUCAAAGAAGUCGAAUUUGGAAUGUGCACAGUGACAUGUGGUGUUGGAAUCAGAGAAGUUAUUUUAACCAAUGGAUGCCCUGGAGGUGAAUCCAAGUGUAUUGUUCGUGUGGAAGAAUGCCGUGGACCUGUUGAUUGUGGCUGGGGAAAACCAAUUUCUGAAAGCCUCGACAGUGUUAGACUGUCAUGUGUUCAUAUAUCUCCCGAAAUCGCUUCAAAUAUAUGUGGGAAGCUUCUUCAGUCAGAUCAAUCACAACCUGUUAUACUUUCAAAUGAUUCAGCAGUCCUUGAUACAAGAGAGCUUCAUCCCAUGGCUUUCGAGUGCGACACCCUGGACAAUAAUGAAAUAGUCGCCUCUAUCAAGUUCACAGUCUACACAACAAGUGAACUACAGAUGAGAAGGACAAUCAGGCCAGACACUGAUGCAGUCCUAGUUUUCGUGCUGACCAUAGGAGUCAUUAUCUGCAUAUUUGUGAUCUUUGUAUUGAUCUUCAUCAUCAUAAAUUGGGCGGCAGUGAAAUCCUUCUGGGGGGCGAAAGCCUCAGCCACUGAGAUACACUCCGAGCUGAGUUCUAUGAAGUACAAAGAUUCCACUUCUCUUGACCAAACACCAACAGAUAUGCCUGGACAUGAAGAUGAUGCUUUAAGUGAAUGGAAUGAAUAA
Arvicola amphibius (Eurasian water vole) is the source of this 957-nucleotide messenger RNA. It is a transcript of the gene Spaca1, whose product is annotated as sperm acrosome associated 1. Gene Ontology annotation, biological process: acrosome assembly. Gene Ontology annotation, cellular component: acrosomal membrane. Lineage: Eukaryota; Metazoa; Chordata; Mammalia; Rodentia; Cricetidae. The record is from RefSeq and is a predicted model, not a curated record.